Molecule: messenger RNA, 2376 nt
Organism: Nakaseomyces glabratus
Lineage: Eukaryota; Fungi; Ascomycota; Saccharomycetes; Saccharomycetales; Saccharomycetaceae
Gene: ADE57
Product: bifunctional aminoimidazole ribotide synthase/glycinamide ribotide synthase
Biological process (GO): adenine biosynthetic process; 'de novo' IMP biosynthetic process
Cellular component (GO): cytosol
Molecular function (GO): ATP binding; metal ion binding; phosphoribosylamine-glycine ligase activity
Source: RefSeq, a predicted model, not a curated record
AUGUUGAACAUUCUAGUUCUUGGUGCAGGUGGUAGAGAACAUGCUCUGGUGUGGAAACUUGUACAAUCUCCAAGUGUUGAACAUAUCUACGUCGCCCCAGGUAAUGGUGGUAUUGCCAAGAUUGGUCCUAAAGUGGUCUGCGUGGAUAUCGAUUGCGAUGCCAAAAACUUCGAGAAACUGCGUGAGUUUGCUGUCUCUAAGGACAUCAACCUAGUUGUCCCAGGUCCUGAAGUGCCUUUGAUUGACGGUGUAACUGAUCUUUUUGCCAAAGUAGGUAUUCCGGUGUUUGGCCCAUCAGCUAAAGCUGCACAAUUGGAAGGUUCAAAGGGAUUUUCCAAGGAUUUCAUGCAGAGACAUAACAUUCCAACUGCUCGUCACAAGACUUUUGAGUCCUAUGAAGAAGCUAAGAGGCAUUUGGAAGAAGUUAAUUAUAGAGUUGUCUUGAAAGCAGACGGUGUUGCUGCAGGUAAGGGUGUUUUGAUCCCAGAGAACAAAGAGGAGGCCUUGAAAGCUCUUGAUGUAAUAAUGGUUGAAAAGCAGUUCGGUGACGCCGGUAAUACCGUAGUUAUCGAGGAGUUCUUAGAAGGUGAUGAAAUCUCUAUUCUAACCAUAUCCGAUGGUUACAGCUAUUUCAACUUACCACCAGCCCAAGAUCAUAAACGUAUUGGCGAAAAUGAUACCGGCUUGAAUACUGGUGGUAUGGGUACCUAUGCACCAGCUCCUGUUGCUACUCCAAAAAUACUGCAAGAAGUUGACUCUACUAUCAUCAAGCCAUCUAUUGAUGGUUUCAGAAAGGAAAGAAUACCCUUGGUCGGGUGUUUAUUCACCGGUAUAAUACUAACAAAAGAAGGUCCAAGGGUCCUAGAAUACAAUGUUAGAUUUGGUGACCCAGAGACUCAAAGUGUUUUGCCAUUAUUAACAGAAGAUACUGAUCUUGCUGAAGUCUUCCUUGCCGCAGCUGAACAUCGUUUGGAUUCUGUUGAAAUUAAAACUAAAUCGGACUGUUUUGCUACCACAGUUGUUCUAUCUGCUGGUGGCUAUCCAGAAUCAUACAAGAAGGGUGAUAUUAUCACUAUAGAUGAAAAGAAGUUACCAUUUGACUCUUAUGUAUUCCAUGCUGGUACUGCUCUUGACGCUCAAGGUAACUUAAUUACCAACGGUGGUAGAGUAAUCGCUGCUUCUGCAGUUUCUGAUACAUUAAAAGGUGCUGUAGAUAAAGCUUAUGAAGCUGUAGAAGGUAUUCAAUUUGAAGGUAGAUAUUUCAGAAAAGACAUUGCUCAUAGAGCUUUCAGAGACACUGAAAAUAAGAGUCAAGGUAUAACUUACGCCGAUGCUGGUGUGUCGGUCGAUAAUGGUAAUCUAUUUGUUGAAAAGAUUAAAAAUAUGGUAAAAUCGACCAGAAGACCAGGUGCAGAUUCCGACAUCGGUGGUUUCGGUGGUAUCUUUGACUUAAAGCAAGCUGGUUACAACACUGAUGAUACCCUUUUAAUUGGUGCCACCGAUGGUGUUGGUACUAAAUUGAUUAUUGCACAAGAGACCAAUAUUCAUGAUACUGUUGGGAUUGAUCUUGUCGCUAUGAAUGUCAAUGAUCUUGUGGUCCAAGGUGCAGAGCCAUUAUUUUUCCUAGAUUAUUUUGCUACAGGAGCUCUAGAUAUAAAAAUUGCUGCCGAUUUUGUCUCUGGUGUUGCUGAAGGCUGUAUACAAAGUGGUUGUGCUUUAGUGGGUGGUGAGACUUCUGAGAUGCCCGGUAUGUACCCACCAGGUCACUAUGAUACCAACGGUACUGCAGUUGGUGCAGUACAAAAGGACAGUGUUUUGCCUAUGACCAACUUAAUGAAAGAAGGUGAUGUUCUACUAGGCCUUGCCUCUGAUGGUGUUCAUUCCAAUGGGUUCUCUUUGGUUAGAAAGGUUAUUAGUCAUGUGGGUAUCAGCUGGUCAGAACAAUGUCCAUGGGAACCAUCCAAGACUUUAGGUGAGGCAAUUUUAACACCAACCAGAAUAUAUGUCAAGCAACUUUUACCAUCAAUUAGAGAAAAACUGAUUCUAGGUUUAGCCCACAUCACAGGUGGCGGUCUCGUUGAGAACAUACCUCGUGCUCUUCCAAAACACUUGCAAGCUCAGGUAGAUAUGUCUAACUGGUCUGUUCCUGAAGUUUUCAAAUGGUUUGGUAAAGCUGGUAAUAUCCCUGUAGAUGACAUAUUGAAAACCUUUAACAUGGGUAUCGGUAUGGUGAUAAUAGUCGAUAAAGCCAAUGUUGCAAGAGUGAAGGAGCUAUUGGAACAAGCUAAUGAAACCGUUUACGAGAUUGGUUCUCUGGUUAACCGUCUAGAAGGUCAACCAGGUUGUGUUGUAAACAAUGCCAGCAACCUAUACUAA